AUGUCCUACGUUCCCGUAGAAGCUGACGAUCACGUCGAGGAGGGACGGCCUGAACUCGAGUUCAAGAACUUCGACGAUCUACCCGCACCUCGCAGUGGUGCGGCAUCACGGCCAGGCUUCAUCUCAGAUGCACCCUCCCGCGCAUCACCCUGGGCCCUCGAAUACUAUCAGCCACUUUUCGACGUCUCUACGCGUACCGUCAUAACAAGAUGCAUAACAACCCUCAAUCCCCUCUCGCCAUACUACACAACCCUCCACCUCUCACCCCAACCCGAUCUGUACGGCCCAUUCUGGACGCUGACAACCUUGAUCUUCUUCUUGUUCGUUACCUCGUCCCUGGCGAGCAGUGUCGCGAGCUACCUCAGCGACUCGCCCAUCACAUAUGAUUUCGAGCUACUCAGUGUGGCUGUGGGCGUGGUCUACGCCUACGGAUUAGCAGUACCGGCAGCACUGUGGGGUAUCUUGAGGUGGUGGGGAGUCGUUGCGCCAGGCGGUGAAGGAUGGGGACUUGUUGAGGCAUGGGCGUGCUGGGGAUAUGCCAUGUUCGUCUGGAUACCCGUUUCGAUACUCUGCAUCAUACCCAGCGCCAUCGUUCGCUGGGUCCUUGUUGGCAUCGCCUUCGGACUUAGCGGCUACUUCCUCGUCGCGAACGUAUACCCCAUCCUCGCAUCCUCGGACCACAAAUACGCUCGCGCGUUGAUCGUGCUCGUCGCGGUCCUGCAUGCCGCCCUUGCCCUCGUCUUCAAGGUCGAGUUCUUCGCGUACUACGUUGUCAAGAAUAUCGGGCCGGAGGAUCCGACGGGAGAAGCGCCCGCCUUGAGUUUUUGA
Peniophora sp. CBMAI 1063 is the source of this 828-nucleotide messenger RNA. The record is from the annotation of a GenBank genome assembly. Lineage: Eukaryota; Fungi; Basidiomycota; Agaricomycetes; Russulales; Peniophoraceae.